Molecule: messenger RNA, 855 nt
Organism: Zychaea mexicana
Lineage: Eukaryota; Fungi; Mucoromycota; Mucoromycetes; Mucorales; Lichtheimiaceae
Product: trypsin-like cysteine/serine peptidase domain-containing protein
Exons: 2
Coding region: 216-842 (208 amino acids)
Biological process (GO): proteolysis
Molecular function (GO): serine-type endopeptidase activity
Source: RefSeq, a predicted model, not a curated record
CAGAGCCAAAGUUGCAAGAGAUAAUACAUACUAUAAUGCCCUCCGUUUCUCUUUCCCUUUCUUUCUCUCUCUCUCUCUCUUAACCUCUUUUAUACCUCGAUUCUACCAUCUUAGGCGCGCAUCGCGCGUUCUUCUUUCCUCCCCUACUUCAUCUAUAUUUGCCCGCCUUUUUUUAAUUUGAUAGAUCGAUCAACGAAUAUUAUAUAAUCAAUACAAUGAUGCAUUUAUCUGGAAUACUUGUAGUAGCGCUGCUUGUAGUGCUCAUUCCAGCGGUUGUAUUCGCGAUCCAAGAUGGAACAGACGUUACUGAUCCGACAACCUUUCCAUAUUAUGUCAUGCUCGGUAAUCCACAUGUAUGCGGUGGCGUGAUCCUAUUAUUCAACCCUGCCAUCAUCCUUACAGCUGCUCACUGCGUGGUUGAUGCCCCACACCCAUUGAGCUUGACAACGAGGCAUAAUCCGUACUUUGUUGGAUACGGAGAUAUUGACCGUAAAAGCCAAACGAUCAACACUAUUACCGAUUGGAUCGUACAUCCAGAUUACGAGGACAGCAAUGGACAGGUAGAUAUGCAUCACGAUAUCGCCAUCGUCAAGCUCCAGAAGCCGCUGAAGCCUUCUGACACUGUUGCUCGAGUUGCCUUGUGGUCUGCAAAGGACUUUGACAUACCACGACAGGCAGAACUGAUGGGUUACGGCUAUACAAGGAUUGACAAACCAGAGGCACCGACGUUGCAGCGAAUAGCAGUCAAUGUCACAAGGUUCACUGCGGGCUACUCGGAUAUGGUAGAAGCCAUGUCUUCCCAUGACAGCGAAAUGGCUUGCCAUGGUGAUUCAGCCCUUUAAUUGUCCACAAGCA